Molecule: messenger RNA, 3579 nt
Organism: Rangifer tarandus platyrhynchus (Svalbard reindeer)
Lineage: Eukaryota; Metazoa; Chordata; Mammalia; Artiodactyla; Cervidae
Source: the annotation of a GenBank genome assembly
AUGCCAGCUCCUGAACAGGCCUCACUGGUGGAGGAGGGGCAACCACAGACCCGCCAGGAAGCUGCCUCCACUGGCCCCGGCAUGGAGCCCGAGACCACAGCCACCACUAUUCUAGCUUCCGUGAAGGAGCAGGAGCUUCAGUUUCAGCGACUCACCCGAGAACUGGAGGUGGAAAGGCAGAUUGUUGCCAGUCAACUAGAAAGAUGUAGGCUUGGAGCAGAAUCACCAAGCAUCGCCAGCACCAGCUCAACUGAGAAGUCAUUUCCUUGGAGAUCAACAGAUGUGCCAAAUACUGGUGUAAACAAACCUAGAGUUUCUGACGCUGUCCAUCCCAACAACUAUUUUAUCAGGACAGAGCCAGAACCAGGGACCCUCUACUCACCAGAACAGACGUCUCUCCAUGAAAGUGAGGGAUCUUUGGGUAACUCAAGAAGUUCAACACAAAUGAAUUCUUAUUCCGACAGUGGAUACCAGGAAGCAGGGAGUUUCCACAACAGCCAGAACUUGAGUAAGGCAGAUAAUAGACCACAGCAUUCAUUCGUAGGAUCAACUAAUAACCACCUGGUGAGGAAUUCAAGAGCUGAAGGGCAAACACUGGUUCAGCCAUCAGUGGCCAAUCGGGCCAUGAGAAGAGUUAGUUCAGUUCCAUCUAGAGCACAGUCUCCUUCUUAUGUUAUCAGCACAGGCGUGUCUCCUUCAAGGGGGUCACUGAGAACUUCUCUGGGUAGUGGAUUUGGCUCUCCCUCUGUGACCGACUCCCGACCACUGAACCCCAGUGCAUACUCCUCCACCACAUUACCUGCUCAGCGGGCAGCUUCUCCAUACUCUGCACAGAGACCCGCCUCCCCAUCAGCUGUACGUCGGAUUGGGUCAGUCACCUCCCGGCAGACCUCCAAUCCCAACGGACCAACCCCUCAGUACCAAACCACCACCAGAGUGGGGUCCCCACUGACCCUGACGGAUGCACAGAUUCGAGUAGCUUCCCCAUCCCAAGGCCAGGUGGGGUCAUCAUCCCCCAAACGCUCAGGGAUGACCGCCGUACCACAGCAUCUGGGACCUUCACUGCAAAGGACUGUUCACGACAUGGAACAAUUCGGACCGCAGCAGUAUGAAAUUUAUGAGAGGAUGGUUCCACCUCGGCCAGAUAGCCUGACAGGCUUACGGAGUUCCUAUGCUAGUCAGCACAGCCAACUUGGACAAGACCUCCGUUCAGCUGUGUCUCCCGACUUGCACAUCACUCCUAUAUAUGAGGGGAGGACCUAUUACAGCCCAGUGUACCGCAGCCCAAACCACGGAACCGUGGAGCUCCAGGGGUCACAGACAGCGCUGUACCGCACAGGCUCAGGUGUUGGAAAUCUGCAAAGGACGUCCAGCCAACGAAGUACCCUUACAUACCAAAGAAAUAAUUAUGCUCUGAACACAACAGCUACCUAUGCGGAGCCCUAUAGGCCAAUACAGUACCGAGUGCAGGAGUGCAGUUAUAACAGGCUUCAGCACGUAGCACCGGCUGAUGAUGGCACAACGAGAUCCCCGUCAAUAGACAGCAUUCAGAAAGACCCCAGGCAAUUUGCUUGGCGUGAUCCUGAGUUGCCUGAAGUCAUUCACAUGCUGCAGCACCAGUUCCCGUCAGUUCAGGCCAACGCAGCGGCCUACCUGCAGCACCUGUGCUUUGGUGACAACAAAGUGAAGAUGGAGGUGUGUAGGUUAGGGGGAAUCAAGCAUCUGGUUGACCUUUUGGACCACAGAGUUUUGGAAGUUCAGAAGAAUGCUUGUGGUGCCCUCCGAAACCUUGUUUUUGGCAAGUCUACAGAUGAAAAUAAAAUAGCAAUGAAGAAUGUUGGCGGAAUACCUGCCCUGUUGCGACUGUUGAGAAAAUCUAUUGAUGCAGAAGUAAGGGAGCUGGUCACAGGAGUUCUAUGGAAUUUAUCCUCAUGUGAUGCCGUAAAGAUGACAAUCAUCCGAGAUGCUCUCUCAACCCUGACAAACACUGUGAUCGUUCCACAUUCUGGAUGGAAUAACUCUUCUUUUGAUGAUGAUCAUAAAAUUAAAUUUCAGACUUCACUCGUUCUGCGUAAUACAACAGGUUGCCUGAGGAAUCUCAGCUCUGCUGGGGAGGAAGCAAGGAAGCAGAUGCGGUCCUGCGAGGGGCUGGUGGACUCGCUGUUGUAUGUGAUCCACACAUGUGUGAACACUUCCGAUUAUGACAGCAAGACUGUGGAGAACUGCGUGUGCACCCUGCGGAACCUGUCGUAUCGGCUGGAGCUGGAGGUGCCUCAGGCCCGGAUGCUGGGGCUGAACGAAUUGGACGACUUACUCGGAAAAGAGUCUCCCAGCAAAGAUUCGGAGCCAAGCUGCUGGGGGAAGAAGAAGAAGAAGAAAAAGAGGACACCACAAGAGGAUCAAUGGGAUGGAGUUGGUCCUAUCCCAGGACUGUCGAAGUCCCCCAAAGGCGUUGAGAUGCUGUGGCACCCAUCGGUGGUAAAACCGUAUCUGACCCUCCUAGCAGAAAGUUCCAACCCAGCCACCUUGGAAGGCUCUGCCGGAUCACUCCAGAACCUCUCUGCUGGAAACUGGAAGUUUGCAGCAUAUAUCCGAGCAGCCGUCCGCAAAGAAAAAGGGCUCCCCAUCCUUGUAGAGCUUCUGAGAAUGGAUAACGAUAGAGUUGUUUCUUCUGUGGCAACUGCCUUGAGGAAUAUGGCCCUAGAUGUUCGCAACAAGGAGCUCAUAGGGAAAUACGCCAUGCGAGACCUGGUCAACCGGCUCCCAGGCGGCGCCGGCCCCAGCGUGCUGUCGGAUGAGACCGUGGCGGCCAUCUGCUGUGCCCUACACGAGGUCACCAGCAAGAACAUGGAGAAUGCCAAGGCGCUGGCUGAUUCAGGAGGCAUAGAGAAGCUGGUGAACAUCACCAAGGGCAGAGGAGACAGAUCAUCUCUGAAAGUGGUGAAGGCAGCAGCCCAGGUCUUGAAUACAUUAUGGCAAUAUCGGGACCUCCGGAGCAUUUAUAAAAAGGAUGGGUGGAAUCAGAACCAUUUUAUUACACCUGUGUCAACGUUGGAGCGAGACCGGUUCAAAUCACAUCCUUCCUUGUCUACCACCAACCAACAAAUGUCACCCGUCAUUCAGUCAGUCGGCAGCACCUCUUCCUCACCAGCACUGUUAGGAGUCAGAGACCCUCGCUCUGAAUACGAUAGGACCCAGCCACCUAUGCAGUAUUACAGUAGCCAAGGGGAUGCCACACACAGAGGCCUGUACCCUGGCUCCAGCAAACCUUCACCAAUUUACAUCAGUUCCUAUUCCUCACCAGCAAGAGAACAAAAUAGACGGCUACAGCAUCAACAGCUGUAUUAUAGUCAAGAUGACUCCAACAGAAAGAACUUUGAUGCAUACAGAUUGUAUUUGCAGUCUCCUCAUAGCUAUGAAGAUCCUUAUUUUGAUGACCGAGUUCACUUUCCAGCUUCUACUGAUUAUUCGACACAGUAUGGACUGAAAUCAACCACGAAUUACGUGGACUUUUAUUCCACUAAACGACCUUCUUACAGAGCAGAACAGUACCCAGGGUCCCCAGACUCGUGGGUGUAG